AUGGCGGCGGCUCUGAGACCCUCUGGGUGGUGGCAGCGGUGGCGGCGGCGUCUGUCGGCUUGGGAUGGGUCCAGGAUGUUGCUUCUUCUCCUCUUGUUGGGGUCUGGGCAGGGGCCCACGGAGGUCUGGGCGGGUCAGACGUUCGAGUACUUGAAACGGGAGCACUCGCUGUCGAAGCCCUACCAGGGUGUGGGCACAGGCAGUUCUUCACUGUGGAAUCUGAUGGGCAAUGCCAUGGUAAUGACCCAGUAUAUCCGCCUUACUCCUGACAUGCAAAGUAAACAGGGUGCCUUGUGGAACCGGGUGCCAUGUUUCCUGAGAGACUGGGAGUUGCAGGUGCACUUCAAGAUCCAUGGACAAGGGAAGAAGAAUCUACAUGGGGAUGGCCUGGCAAUCUGGUACACGAAGGAUCGAAUGCAGCCAGGGCCUGUGUUUGGAAACAUGGACAAAUUUGUGGGGCUGGGAGUAUUUGUAGACACCUACCCCAAUGAGGAGAAGCAGCAAGAGGCCCAGAAGAGACGAUACUCUCCAGGAGUCCAGCGGGUAUUUCCCUACAUCUCAGCCAUGGUGAACAACGGCUCCCUCAGCUAUGAUCAUGAGCGAGAUGGGCGGCCCACAGAGCUGGGGGGCUGUACGGCCAUUGUCCGCAAUCUUCAUUAUGACACCUUCCUUGUGAUCCGCUAUGUCAAGAGACACUUGACGAUUAUGAUGGAUAUCGAUGGCAAGCAUGAGUGGAGGGACUGCAUUGAGGUGCCUGGGGUCCGCCUGCCCCGGGGCUACUACUUCGGCACCUCCUCCAUCACUGGGGAUCUCUCGGAUAAUCAUGACGUCAUUUCCCUGAAGUUGUUUGAGCUAACAGUGGAGAGGACCCCAGAAGAGGAGAAGCUACAUCGAGACGUGUUCUUGCCCUCGGUGGACAAUAUGAAGUUGCCUGAGAUGACAGCCCCUCUGCCGCCGCUGGGCGGCCUGGCCCUCUUCCUCAUCGUCUUUUUCUCUCUGGUGUUUUCUGUGUUUGCCAUUGUCAUUGGCAUCAUACUCUACAACAAGUGGCAGGAACAGAGCCGGAAGCGCUUCUACUGAGCCCUCCUGCUGCCACCACCUCUGUGACCAACACCCAUGAGGUGUGGAAGAGCAGCUGCUGGCCAGAGCACACCAUCUGGAGAAUCUGCUCUGGCCUCCAGCAGCCAGUCAGGGACUGUGUACUGGAGGUUUGAAUGCAAGGACCCUGUGUUCCCAUGGUCAUCCAUGGGGACAUUAACCUAGUCCAAGAAGCCACACGCCCCAGGACAAUGCUGCUGUGAUGUGCCUUUCCCUGCAGUCCUUCCCCUUGGGAGUGAAGAGGCAUGAAAAGAGUACAUGCUGCUGUGAUGCAGAAUCAGAACAGGACGGGACAGCCCAGCUUGGACUGGACUCAGCAGGCCUUUCUCCACAGGGAAUAGAAAACUGCUAACUCACCUUCUGGACCUGUGUUUCCUGGGUUUUGCUUUUUGCCCAAGCCUAUCAACCUGAGGAGCUUUCCUUGGAAAUCGGGGUGGAAACUUCCCUGGUGCACCCUUCCUCUGUGUCUCCCUCUGUUCAUUGUCCUCUACACGUGCCACCUAAGCUGGAAGAGAUGUUUGGAUUCCUCUGUGUUGGGACUGCGGAGCAAACUUGGCUUUCUGACCCUCAUUAGGUGACCCCAGGGCUUUCUGCUUGGGCUCAUUGCUCUAGCCUUUGUUUUCUCAUGUGGGUCUGGUUUGGUUGGUGUGUUGGUGGCCUCCUUAAUCAGAUCCCUUGAGCCAUUGGUCACAUUUGACAGUGUGCAAGUCAAGGGGAGCCUCAAAGACUUUGUGGACACCAUGAGAUUGACUGUGAACCCGACUGGGUCCAGGGACGACACGGAAAGCAACAUCUAUCGUGUGGUCUGACCAGGUGGAGAUUUUGUAGACUUUCUGGAACCUGUUUAGCUGCAUGUUGUGUGUUUAUCGUGAUGUUUGGAUUCCCGUUUUGAGUGUGGGAAGUAUAAGGAAGCUUUCUUAUUACCUGGGCUUGGAUCCCUCCCAAGGGGGAGUUUGACUUUCCUUAAUGGAGAAGAAUCAGCUGCUUCUCUCAUGUUGCAAAUCUGAGAGCAAAAGACGGUCAUCAUCUGUGCCUGAAGAGUUCAUGGUCAGAGCAGCACAGCCUGAGUGCUGUCCCCUGUGUGUCACCUCUGUUCCACUGCCUUACCUGACAAGGGGGUCACAUGCUGCUCACCUGUUUGCCCUGUGAUUCAGUUGGUUACAGGCCAGUCUCCAUGGAGGCCUAGAACUCCUCUCCUGUGGGCCUCUGUAGCCUGAGGGAAUUCUUAAACAUGGCUGCUGG
This is a messenger RNA of Sciurus carolinensis (gray squirrel), 2340 nucleotides long. RefSeq names its product lectin, mannose binding 2 like (gene Lman2l). Gene Ontology annotation, molecular function: D-mannose binding. Gene Ontology annotation, cellular component: COPII-coated ER to Golgi transport vesicle; endoplasmic reticulum membrane; endoplasmic reticulum-Golgi intermediate compartment. Lineage: Eukaryota; Metazoa; Chordata; Mammalia; Rodentia; Sciuridae. Gene Ontology annotation, biological process: endoplasmic reticulum to Golgi vesicle-mediated transport; endoplasmic reticulum organization; Golgi organization. The record is from RefSeq and is a predicted model, not a curated record.